GGAACGAAAGGAUCCAGAAGAUAAAGACAAGAUGCAAUACACACGGCUGAAACCUCCUGUCUCUGGAGCCGCAGCCGCCCACACCGCACACCAGAAGGCCAUAAUUGAUUGGGGAUGAGAAAGGAAGUGUCUCACCGGCAAUCAACACUCUGAGACACGCCCACACGAGUGUCAUCCAAUCAUCAGUCAUGUCUCCCUGUCCCUCCAGGCCUCCUUCUGUCUUUUCCACUCGCCGGCCCUCUGCCUCCGAUACUCCGAUAUGCACUCCUUGACCAGCCCCCGGGCCUCCCUCUUCAUCUUGGCGGCCAUCUCACCCUCACCAUCCACAGGGCCGCACAUGGCCACCUUCAGCAGGUCCCCACACGCAUCUCGCCAUUGGUGCAGACGCGCACAGGCGAUUCCUCGGCGGUAGUGCGCCUUCAUGGCCGCCGAGCGGUCCUCAGGCGAAGCCGUGGCGUCCUCCGUGUGUGUGAGAGCGGCCGUGCAGUCGCUGACGGCCUCUCUGUAUCGGUGCAGCUUGAGAUAGCACGACGCCCUGUUGAGCAGGAGGGUCCGCUCAGCCGAUAAGAUCUCUGCGCUGCGGUCGGCCGACGUCAUGCUGGGCUGCCCAUAGGACUGCAGGAGGCCCAGGGCGCUCGUGUAGUGGUCGAGGGCUGCCCGGUGGUCGCCUCUGCUGAAGAGUUUGUUGCCUUUGGCCUUUUUCUCGAUGGCCGACGAGAGCAGAGUGCGGCGGACGGCCCACCCAGGCCCUCCGCCCUUGCCGAUCUGCACCUUCAUGGGCUUCCCCUGCCUCCCCUUAGCGGACUCAGCCCUCUCCUUCACAAACGCACUGCCUGCGUGGUGGCUGGUGGUGGUGGUGAUGGUGGCCGCCCGUUGGUCAGCCCCGGCGUCUCGGUCAAGCCUCUCUGCCUCUUGGUCAGCCCAUCUGUCCCAGGCGGCGUAGUAGGCCUUCAUGUCGGCCUUGUCGCGCUGCAGCUGACGCGCCUCGCCCUCCGCCUCCACCUGGUUGUCCUUUUGCGGGGCAGUGGCGGCGUGCUUGAAGGGGUUGUCCACCUUGUGUUUGGUCUUUGGGGCCCUCCUGAAGUCCUCCUGCCACUGGUAGAGGUCGUCGAUGUAGCUGCGGGUCUCAUCGGCGUUGCGGCGGAUCUGGUGCUGAAUCUCCAUGACGUUCCGCUGGGCACUGACGGCCAUUGUGGUGGGCUCGUGGCUGACAGGGGAUGCUGGAGACCAGUCGCUCUAGUCUUUUCGGUGAAGACGGUAACAGCUGCGAGACGCCCCCAUGCAACGUGCUGGCCAAUGCUCGCAUCCCCUUUACCGGAAGGUCGCCCUUCUAUCUCAGACACUCACACACAAUGGCGAAUUGGCAGAGGGGGA
Messenger RNA from Vitrella brassicaformis, 1374 nucleotides. The record is from the annotation of a GenBank genome assembly. NCBI's taxonomy places the organism in Eukaryota, Vitrellaceae.